UACGGAGAGGGCAUCCAAACACCCUCUUAAGGUGAAAAUAUCUUUAAGAUUUGUUUCUAGGGUUUAUCGAUUUCUGUUUUUGAUUAGGGUUUAUCAAAAUCUCGUUUACCGCUCACCAGAACUCACUCUCACAGACUCCCCCUUUCUUCUACUGCUGGUGGUUUUGGGGUGCAAUGUAUCGAUCCUUGUUGAGCAGAAUCAAUGGAGUAACUCUGAGAAGGGCGACAACCAUCAUCAAUGGAGAAUCUUCUUCUUCAUCAUUAUUAGCGCCUCCAGCUAAGUAUUUUUCCAGAAUACAAAAUCAAAAUGUUUCUGUAAUUUCAAAUUCUAGGGUUGUUACUUCCACUUUCUCAUCCUUCUCAACCACUACUAGUACUGAUUCUGAUUCUGAAUUCGUGGUUUCUUAUCUGAUUAAUUCAUGUGGAUUAUCCGAAACUGAAGCUCUUGCUGCUUCUGAAAAACUCAAUUUCAAAACAAAAACCAAACCAGAUUCAGUCUUAAAAUUGCUGAAAUCACAUGGAUUUACUGAAUCCCAGGUUUCUAAAGUUAUCAGUAAGGUUCCAUCCAUCCUCCAGUCCAAUAAUCCUAAAGUAACCCUUGAAACCAAACUAGAUUUCUACAAAUCAAAAGGAAUUUCUGAAAUUGAGCUUCCCAAUUUCAUCUUAAGUUUCCCAGGAUUACUCACGCUAAGCUUAAAUAAACAAAUAAUUCCUUGCAUUGAUGCACUUAAGAGCCUUGUUCAGUCUGAUGAAAACCUCCUUAAAAUGAUUAAACGGAAUCCUUGGAUUAUCAAUGCAGACCAAGUUAAAAUAGUGAUGGUCAAUGUAGAGUUUUUGAGAAAUGAAGGUGUGCCGGAAACUAAUAUGUUUUUGUAUCUAAUCAAGGGACCAAGAACAUUUAAUGCCGAGGGGGAUAAAUUUAAAGAGAUUGUAAAGAAGGUUAAAGAAAUGGGUUUCGAUCCUUCACAAGUUGAGUUUCUUAUGGCUCUGCAUGUGUUUAGACUGAUGACGGAAUCCAGUUUGAGGAAGAAAAUGGAUGUUUACAAGAGAUUGGGGGGUUGGUCCGAGGAUCAAGUUCAAUCAGCAUUCAGGAAGAGUCCUACAAUUAUGAAGACCUCUGAGACAAGGAUUAUGGAGGUUUCGAAUUUCCUUGUGAAUGAGAUGGGUUAUGAUUCAUCAAUUGUUGCUGAAAACCCAGUAAUUUUUACUUGCAGCUUGCAUAGGAUUUUCCCAAGGUGUUCUGUUAUCAGGGUUUUAGUCUCCAGGGGUUUGAUUAAAGAAAACGUUUCUCUAAGUACACUUGCUACCUUGCCAGAUGAGUCUUUUUUGGAGCAAUUUGUGGAGGAAUAUGAACAAGAAGUCCCUGGACUAAUGAAGGUAUUCGGAGGUCAAUUGAAUUACCAGGAGCUACUACAGAACUGAAGGAGUUGAAGGAGUUGUUGAGAUGAACAUGUAGAGAAGACUGUGAACAUUAAAGGUGUGGUUGGUCCCUCACAGUUUCAGUGUACAUAUUAUAAUAGCAAAUUCUACCUUGUUGAGGCUCAUAUGGUCUCUCGUUCGCUCUCUUUUCUUAGCACCAACACCUGAAACUAAUUUUUGUUCCUUCUCUACUAGUUAUUUUGAAAUUCAUAUGAAUGCUUUAGUUUUGCAAUCUCACUGUUGUUAGUUUGAAAUGAAAGUACGGGUCUUAUUUUUUUACUUUGAAAGUUGUGGUCUUGCUUUACUGUAUUCAUCUGGUCACAAGCUUAAUGCUCCAUAAAAAAUUCUCUACAGCUUUGUUAA
Molecule: messenger RNA, 1781 nt
Organism: Papaver somniferum (opium poppy)
Lineage: Eukaryota; Viridiplantae; Streptophyta; Magnoliopsida; Ranunculales; Papaveraceae
Exons: 2
Coding region: 174-1421 (415 amino acids)
Biological process (GO): chloroplast organization; regulation of DNA-templated transcription
Cellular component (GO): chloroplast
Molecular function (GO): double-stranded DNA binding
Source: RefSeq, a predicted model, not a curated record